Messenger RNA from Pseudopipra pipra, 1246 nucleotides. Its product is annotated as zinc finger protein 239-like. The transcript is spliced from 2 exons. The record is from RefSeq and is a predicted model, not a curated record. NCBI's taxonomy places the organism in Eukaryota, Metazoa, Chordata, Aves, Passeriformes, Pipridae. Gene Ontology annotation, cellular component: transcription regulator complex; PcG protein complex; chromatin. Gene Ontology annotation, molecular function: RNA polymerase II cis-regulatory region sequence-specific DNA binding; DNA-binding transcription factor activity, RNA polymerase II-specific. Gene Ontology annotation, biological process: regulation of transcription by RNA polymerase II. The coding region runs from base 25 to 999 and encodes 324 amino acids.
CUGUCCUUCCCAAAGCUUGGGCAGAUGGAGGAGGAGGCUGCGAGGAAGAGGAAGAUGCCUUGUGCCCCCCAGGCAGGCCCCGAGCUGAGGAUGGAGAGCCCGGAGGACAAAUCCCCCCGUGAGACCCUGGUGGGAGAGGCCGUUUUGAAGGGCUCCCCGGCGCAGGAAGGCCGCGGGGCGGAAAAGGGCCGGAGAUCCUCCUGCAGGAGGGUCUCCAAAGCCAUCCCAGGGUGCUCUGAGGAGGAAAGAGCCAACCUGUGCCGGGAAGGCAGCUGGAGCUUGAGGGGGAGCUCUGAGCUGGUGGUGCCUGAGCAGCCUCCCAGCAGGGAGAAGCCCUUCAAAUGCUUGGAAUGUGGGAAGAGCUUCAGGAAGAGCACUGACCUCCUCAAGCACCAGCACAUCCACACUGGUGAACGGCCCUACAUGUGUAGGGUAUGUGGGAAGAGCUUCAGAGACAGCUCCACCUUGAUCCGCCACCAGCGCAUCCACACGGGGGAACGGCCCUACAUGUGUGGGGAAUGUGGGAAGAGCUUCAGCCAGAGGUCCCACCUCCGCACCCACCAACUCAUCCACACUGGGGAACGACCCUACAAGUGUUUGGAAUGUGGGAAGAGGUUUCAGACCAGCUCACAUCUCCUCCUGCAUGAGCGGACGCACACGGAUGAGAGGCCCUUCCGCUGCACUGACUGCGGGAAGGGCUUCAACCAGAACUCCAACCUCCUCACCCACCGGUGCAUCCACACUGGGGAACGACCCUAUAAGUGUUUGGAAUGUGGGAAGAGGUUUCAGACCAGUGGGAGUCUCCUCUUGCAUGAGCGGGUACACACAGAUGAGAGGCCCUUCCGCUGCACCGACUGCGGGAAGGGCUUCAACCGGAACUCCACCCUCGUCACCCACUGGCGCAUCCACACUGGGGAGCGGCCCUACAAGUGUGGGGAGUGUGGGAAGAGUUUCACCCACAGCUCAACCUUGACCAAACACCAAAGGACCCACCAAUAAAAGAAGCCCUAGUGCUCCGACUGCUGGAAGAGCUUCUGCUGCUGCUUCCACCCCGAAUGAAGCCCCUGAUGGUGAGGCAACCCCUGGAGUCCAGUGACUGUCAGUCCAUCCCUUUUGGGCAGCUUCUUUCAACAGAACCCUUCUUGGGGGCUGUGUGGAGAUUCCUGCCUUGGCUGGGGACCCCCCAAGGUCACUGCUGGAGGUUGAGAGCAGAGAUCUCCCCACCAGCAUUGGUCUGGGGGAGUCC